Molecule: messenger RNA, 1826 nt
Organism: Aegilops tauschii subsp. strangulata
Lineage: Eukaryota; Viridiplantae; Streptophyta; Magnoliopsida; Poales; Poaceae
Source: RefSeq, a predicted model, not a curated record
AUGAAGGAAUGGAAGAAGCUCUGGAGUUUAAAAGUGCCCGCUAAGUUGCGAAACUUUGCAUGGCGGCUGGCUAGAAACUCCGUCCCGACAGAGGGUGUUCGCCGCCAUCGAAAUAUGACCGAUUCGAGUGUGUGUCCGAUCUGCAAUUCAGCUGAAGAUUCUUGGAAACAUGCUUUGAUUCAGUGCCCAAUGGCGAAGAGUGUGUGGUCUCUUGUGGAUGAGGAGCUGGUGGAACAUAUGAUAGCCUGUAAUCACACUGAUGCAAAGCUCUGGCUUAUGGAGCUUCAAGAUUCAAUGGGACAAGAAAUUUUUGUGAAGCUCAUUGUGACCCUUUGCUCCAUAUGGUGGGUGCGUAGGAAGGUUGUCCACGAAGAACAAUAUAGUUUCGUUUACCCCUCAAAAAGAAAAAGCUCUCGUGGCCCGUUUCCUCGAGCGCCGCCCAUCAAACGCAUCCAGAUUCUUGAGGCUGGGCCAAGUCCAAUCUGCAUAGAGGCCCAAAAAGAAGCAUAUAGAGGACAUAGCCAACCACGGUAGGAGCUCCCAGAUCCUUAAAAAAAAACACGGUAGGAGCUCCCCUGAUAAAACAGUUCACGACCGCCACGUCCGGGGAAAUCCCAAACUGUAUCGAUCCCGGCGACGAAAUCCCGAUCCCGCGACCCACCGGCAAGCAACUAAAUCUCGGAGCCGAUCACGUGACCCAUCGGCCAGCGACGUAAUAAUCCCGCAGUCGACCCACAAGCUGCCGGCGACGAAAUCCCAAACUCGAUCCCGCGACCUACCGGCCGGCGACUCCCGCCGGCGCCCUUGGUACGAUGGCCGAAGACGAUGUUGACUGGACACAAAUCUUUGACAGGGUCAAAGGAUCCAUCUUCUCCAUCCGGUUCGUUCCGAAGCAAGACAAUCUUGAACAACUCCAAGUCUUGGCUGAUGGGGUGAAGACAGUUAAAGAUGAAGAGUUGCGGCGGAACAAGCUCAGGAAAGGACAUGCUUCAACUGGUUUCGUCUACUACUCUAGACCAACCGGCCUGCUAAUCAUGACUAGUGCACACGGUUUGAACCAUCUUUUCGACGCUUCUCGACCUUUGACACUAGAGACACUGGGCAUGAUGGAUAUAACUGUUCUAUGCGAUCAUCAAGAAGAAGUUAUUCAGGAAGCCAGAUUGGUUAAUGCUGUCAGGAAAUAUGCCACUGCAAGGGCAGAGGGGGUUAAUUCAAAUAAAGACACAAUUGUUCUCAGUGUUGACAGCAUCAACCUCAAGAAUUACUCGGAUGAUGGCGUAUGCGUCCAAGCACACCCUCCCAUUGACAUCUCUCCCAACACGCCAAUAGUUGGGAGGCAGUGCAUGAUGGUCUCUUGGCCGUCCAAUAUGCCCAGAAUGGUUUCCAUGGGUGAAAUUGUUUCUUCUAGGGGGAUUGGCAUGCAGAAUCCUUUUGGGUACAACAUGACCGUAUUGGAAGUCGAUAUGAGAACCGAGGAGAGUUCGUCCGGCGCGCCGCUUUUCAAUUCAAAUGGUGAGGUCAUAGGCAUUCUUCAAGGGAGUUUGAGUCGGACCCGCUCGAUCUUCGUGACGGGGUCGCAUCUGCACGGAUGGGUCCAACCAGCUGAUGAUGCAUGAGUCCAAUAUAAAUAGAAUUUAAGCUCUAUGUAUUUCGGCAUGUAGUAAUUCUCUGUUAGUAGCAUUUGUUCCGUAUGUUAAGACAUUUAUUAUGUCUCCUCUUGCCUUGGUUUUGGCAGUUUGGGCUUCUAUAUCCCCCGUCGAGUAGCAAAAACUGUUAUGUAGCAUCUAUAAUUGCAAAUGGGAAUUGGAGCUCUCAUCUCGACUCAA